Messenger RNA from Prosopis cineraria, 1295 nucleotides. Its product is annotated as GDSL esterase/lipase 1-like. Lineage: Eukaryota; Viridiplantae; Streptophyta; Magnoliopsida; Fabales; Fabaceae. The record is from RefSeq and is a predicted model, not a curated record. The transcript is spliced from 5 exons. Gene Ontology annotation, biological process: lipid metabolic process. Gene Ontology annotation, molecular function: lipase activity. Bases 39 to 1142 code for a protein of 367 amino acids.
UCAUCAUAACUUAAGAGAGGAUUGAGUGAUUAGUUAGAAUGGCUAGUAUGAGGCUUAUUUAUGUGUAUUUGAUGGUGUUGUUUGUGAAAAUCAGAAGCUGCUAUGGGAUGAGCAAGUGCUUAUUGCCUGAGAAAAACGCAGGCUUGUACGUAUUUGGAGAUUCAUUGUUUGAUGCAGGAAUGAAUAACUACAUCAACACCACCUCUGAUUAUCAGUCAAACUUCCCUCCUUACGGUCAAACCUUCUUCCACUACCCAAGUGGCAGAGCCUCUGAUGGUCGUGUCAUUCCUGAUUUUAUCGCUGAACAUGCCAAGUUGCCACUGAUUUUUCCAUACAUGCAUCCUGAUGCUGAGCAAUACUAUACGUACGGCGUAAAUUUUGCAUCUGGAGGGUCCGGUGCUCUCGUUGAAACUGCCCAAGGACUUGUGGUAGACCUGCAUACACAGGUGAGUUAUUACAAGAAUGUAAGAAAUGUUCUGAGGAAGAAAAUGGGGAAUGAAGAAGCCAAAACCUUCUUGUCCGGAUCUGUGCACCUAUUCAGCGUUGGAUCCAAUGACUAUGGAGCACGUUUCGUCACAAAAUCCAGUGUUCUUCUCCGUUAUUCUAAACAGCAGUUCGUAGAUAUUGUGAUUGGCAACCUCACAAAUGCGAUCAAAGAAAUUUACAACCUGGGAGGAAGGAAGUUUGCGUUUGUGAAUAUAGGUCCAAUAGGAUGCACUCCGGUGAUCAGGUAUUCCGUAAAAGGGAAUAAAUGUAACGAAGACAUGACAGAAUCUGCAAGGCUACACAACGUUGUACUUCCAAGAAUGCUCCAGAAACUUGAGAAAAAGCUCGCGGGGUUCAAAUACUCAGUCUUCGAUUUCUACACCUCAGCUUCUCAAUUAAUGAAACACCCUUCCAAAUAUGGAUUCAAAGAAGGACAAGUGGCGUGCUGUGGAGGAGGAGCAUACAGGGGAGAUGACAGCUGUGGAGGAAGAAGAGGAACAAGAGAGUAUGAGUUAUGUGAGAAUGUGAAUGAAUACGUGUUCUUCGACUCUCCGCAUCUCACUGACAAGGCCAAUCACCAUAUCUCCAAUCUCAUGUGGUCCUCCAAUCUCACCUUCAUUCAGCCUUACAAUUUGAAGCAACUCUUCCAACUUUAAUUUCUCCGUUGAUUCAUUAUUUAGUAAUAAAUGUUUGCUUCCCAUGUUUGAGAUGAAGCUGCUUGUUGUAAUAAAAAAUUUAUAGUUAGUUAAAUCAUGUUUAUAUUUUUUUCCUUCCCAGCUAAUACGGAUUUUAGGCUUUUAGCCCUCUAA